AUGGGGAUUUCUAGUGCGUUCCUGAAUGUUCCUGCGGAAUUGCCGUUCGAGAAUUUGAAAUUCCUAUUGCUGGAGCACAUUCUCCCCGUGGAUUUUCAGGCCACUGAACGGGCCAAAUUCAACUCAAUGAAGAUAAUUUACAACAUGCCGUGCCAUGAGUUCAUACUACAGUUGAACAAACAGGCGUCAAAAUGCAACUAUGGUGACCGAUUGGAAGAACAACUUUGUGGCGGUCUCAGAACUGGAAUCAACAACACCCCAUUACAGCGUAAGAUGUUGGAAAAGAAAGAUAUCACGUUCACUGAGGCUCGAAAGAUCUGUGAGCAAAUUGAUGAUUUGUGUGCUGCCAAAAAUGCGGAUACUCCUGUGGUAUUCCGUCGGCAAUGA
Messenger RNA from Echinostoma caproni, 387 nucleotides. The record is from the annotation of a GenBank genome assembly. Lineage: Eukaryota; Metazoa; Platyhelminthes; Trematoda; Plagiorchiida; Echinostomatidae.